Molecule: messenger RNA, 2967 nt
Organism: Phymastichus coffea
Lineage: Eukaryota; Metazoa; Arthropoda; Insecta; Hymenoptera; Eulophidae
Exons: 10
Coding region: 571-2319 (582 amino acids)
Biological process (GO): long-chain fatty acid metabolic process; fatty-acyl-CoA biosynthetic process
Cellular component (GO): mitochondrion
Molecular function (GO): long-chain fatty acid-CoA ligase activity
Source: RefSeq, a predicted model, not a curated record
AGCGAUAUCCCGUUGAACGUUUUUCCGCGGGCUUGUCCCCGACAGAUCAUCAGCUCGGCUGAGACAUCUACCGCGAUUUUUUUUUAAUAUUUGGAUUUUAAUUAUCCUUGUGUGCUCUUUUUAAAGACUAUAUUUCGUUUUUUUUUGCUCUUUUUUUUAAUUUUCGUUAGCUUUAUAUUGCGCUACAUUAAUGUUUGUUGUGGCUGCAGAGUUUUUCGACAGUGUGACAGCAUAUAUACACAUUUAUACGUAGUUAUAGAUGUACGUAAGCACACUGUUAUUAGCAAUUGUCUGGCGGUAGUAACUUAGCCAGUUUAUUCGAUCAAGCUUUUUCGUUGAACACUCUCCUGUAGGCGGCCGUCCAAUAAUCUACGUUUUAAGGUUAGGCUUAUCAUUAUUAUGUUUUGUGGUAUGUGCACUCAUAUGCAGAUUUGCAAUAUAUGUAAGCAUCAGAGCGUACUUACCUUCACGUUAUCUUUGAGAAGCUACCCACGAGCUAUUUAAAACGAGAAUUUAUUCCGACAAAAAGCCCAUAGGAAUUUAAUUUUGUGUCCAUAAAAAAAUUACAUAAUGGCAAUAUUUAUACGCCGAGUAUUGCAGGCAGGAAUGAAAAUUGAAAACACGAGCAUGAAAAAUCCAAAAUUGCAUUCCCGAUUUUCAAGUGCAGUUCAAAGGAAAGUUAUUGAAGGAACAAACGGAGAAAAAAUAUUACGAUCUCCUUAUGGCGCAAUAAUUACAUAUCCAGAAAUGUCGAUAUCAGAGUAUGUCUGGGCGACGUUAGAUAAUUACUCGAAUAUGGAUGCUGCGGUGUGCGGAGUGACCGGUAGAAAAUAUACUUAUGGACAGGUAAGAGAUGGCGCAAAUAAUGUUGCGAGAAGUUUGCUCAACAUGGGCGUACAAGCAGGCGAGGUGGUUGCCGUGGCGCUGCCUAAUUUACCGGAAAGUCCAAUCGCUUUUUUGGGCUGCAUUGAGGCAGGCAUUAUAGUGACAACGGUCAAUCACAUGUAUACGGCAGACGAGAUUCUGAGACAACUCGUGUCGUCUGGAGCGAAGGCUAUAAUCACCGCGGCCGAGAUAGCAUCGACUGUGAUGUCAGCAGCAAGCAAACAUAAGCCAGACAUGAAAGUAAUUGUUGUCGACGACUCCACAAAACCGUUGCCGGAAGGUGUCAUUCCUUUCGCGGAUCUAAUAGCUAAAGGGGAAAGCCUUCCUCCGGUACCUGAGCGCCAAUGGAGUCCAGACGAUGUCGCAGUUUUGCCUUACUCCAGCGGUACUACUGGACUUCCCAAGGGUGUUAUGCUGACGCACCGUAACCUGGUUUCCAAUGUGGAAAUGAUUAAGCAAACGGGAAACGAACUGUUUACCCCUGCUCACGGUUCUUACCAGGAAAACAUUCCGGUUGUAUUGCCUUUGUACCACAUAUAUGGCAUGUCUACUAUCAUGCUGGCGAGAAUGUCGAUUGGUAGCAAACUUAUUACAUUGCCAAAGUUCACUCCAGAAUCUUGCGUUAAGGUUUUGGACGAGCACAAGGUGACAUCGCUGGUAUUAGUACCGCCGAUGGUCAUGUUUUUAUCAAUAACAAAGUUAACACAAUCGAAAUAUUUGGACAACGUCAGUAACAUCAUCAGCGGAGCAGCUCCUCUUUCUGAAACUGACGUUGAAAAAUUCUACAACAAGUACAAAGUCGAUCGCAAUAAAGUGAAAUUCUGCCAAGGCUACGGGCUGACCGAGUGCUCGCCAGUUGCUCUGUUCGAAACGACCGGUACCAAAUACUCGAGCAUUGGGAAACCCGUGAAAGGCUGCGACGUGAGGCUGGUCGAUCCAGUGACGCGCAAGGACGUUGAUGGACCCGGCUGUACUGGCGAAAUAUGGAUCCGAGGGCCGCAUGUCAUGAAAGGAUAUUUAAAUAAUCAAAAAGCCACCGACGAAACGAUAAUCAACGGCUGGCUUCUUACCGGCGACAUUGCUUACUACGACGACAACUUGGAUUUCUACGUUACCGACAGACUCAAAGAACUGAUUAAAGUUAAAGGUUUUCAAGUAGCACCUGCGGAGCUCGAAGCUCUACUGAGGACUCAUCCAGAUGUAGAAGAGGCCGGCGUUAUCGGAAUCCCGGACGAAAGGUACGGAGAGGUUCCCAGGGCGUUUGUCGUAUUGAAGAAUGCGGCCAAGCUCCAACCCGAAGAUUUGCAAAACUUUGUGAAAGGGAAAGUCACCGAGUUCAAAGAAUUGCGAGGUGGAGUCAAAUUCAUCGACAGUCUCCCGAAAAAUCCAUCUGGCAAAAUUUUGCGUGCCCAGCUAAAGAAGAACUACUGCUAAUACUCAUUGUCCAGAUCUUCUGUGUGACAGUAUUUUACGUUGAAGAUCCGUUUUGUUUAUGUAUGAUUAGGAAAAAUUCGAUGUGAUCCUAGCGAUUGAAUUGUCUAUUGGCCAAACUAGAUCAUACCAUAGUAUUAUUUAGCCGCCAGUUACUUACACAUUUUUGAUAAGCUAUAUAUUUCUCUCUCUCUCUCUCUCUCUGUUUAUGCAAAUAAUAUUUAAUAUCUACGUUCACGUACGUCACUUUUAAAAUCGGUCGCUUGGAAAAUGAACUAUUUUUAAUAUAAUUAUUGUCGCAAUUUGAAUAAAAAACUAUUGGUUACAACGUUACCGUUAGCAUUAACGUUUCUCAGUAGAUUUUCAGAGUUGUAUUUUGGUAUUGUUAUAAUAUUCAAGAGUUUGAUUAUUCCAAAUUAUUAUGUGAUCCUGAAGCGUAGUGAUCGCGUUAUAGACGCUAAUAUCUCAAGCUCAACAGUGAAUCUUUAUGUAUCAUUGACUUUAUUCUUCAGGCAAUUGUGAAAGUGGUACCGUGGUAUACUUAUAUUGAUAUUUUCUGGAUAUAUCAUGUGUUUGGCGAAUGAGUGCAAAGAACAUUAUGAUGUGUUAUGAUUAUUUUAUAUUAGAACUGAAAACACUUGAGAGAUACGU